AUGUCGUCAAUUAAAAUAAAUAAGGAUGAAAGUAAAAGAGUUCAUAUAUGGAUUAAAAGUGCUAUCGGAACACCUAAUAGGAGACAAUUUAAGCAUAAAAAUAUUAUGUACCCUUAUUUUCGUAUGUAUAAAUCCCCAUAUAGAGCUAGAGAUUCGAGAACAAGGCAAGCAUUUUGGCCAUCUGUUGACAAAUACCCGUGGCAUACUCAUCAAAAAAGAUGGGUUAAAAUGGAACAAUUAAAUAUUAAAUUCUUUUCUGAAUUUACAAAUAGAUCCCCAAAUAAAAAAAACUUAUUUGAAACAUGCCACACACUACCAUUUAAUGGAAUAAAUUGUUUAUUUUGGAAUCCUAUUUACAUUAAUAGUCAUAAAUUUUUUAUGAAAAAAAGUAAAAAGAGUGAUGAAAAUGAAGAGGAAAAAGAAAAUACAGAACACAGUGGACUACAAAAAGAAGAAAAAAAUGAUGAUGAAAUAAAUAGUACUAGUGAAAAUAAAGAUUAUAAAAUUGAAAAUAAAAGUUUAGUAAAUAAUCGUGAUAAAAAUGAGAAAAUUAUAAGAAUAAAUAACUUUUAUUAUAUUGUAGAUAAUGAAGUCAAAAAUAAUAUUUAUUUUUAUCUGAAAUAUAUCAAAUAUACUAUGAGGCCUUUUAGAGGAAAAGUAAUUGGUGAUCUCUAUUUAAAUGAGAAAAAAAUUAGAAAUAAUAUUUCAACAAAAGGUAUAAUAAACGGAGAAUGGAAAUAUUCAUUUCCUCAUAUUAAAAUAAAUCAAAAAUUAGCUAACAUUACAUUAAGUGGUAAUUUGAUAAACGAAGAAUUAGAGAAAAAUAUUAUCGAAAAUUUGGUGAUAGUAGAUAAAUAUACAUAUAGACCUCCAUUACCUAAAUGUUUUAGUGCAUCAUAA
This is a messenger RNA of Plasmodium relictum, 900 nucleotides long. Its product is annotated as conserved Plasmodium protein, unknown function. Bases 1 to 900 code for a protein of 299 amino acids. Lineage: Eukaryota; Apicomplexa; Aconoidasida; Haemosporida; Plasmodiidae. The transcript has a single exon. The record is from RefSeq and is a predicted model, not a curated record.